CACUCGCCCAAGUAUAAAAGCAACAUUUUUCCAAAACCUGCGCUUACCCUCACAAGGCAAAAUCCUAGUUUGUUAGUCGGCAGAAGCAGGGAGCCUCUAAAAUCUUCUAAAAUCUGCACUUCAUCACCAAACCAUGACUUUCAAGCGUAGGAAUGGUGGCCGCAACAAGCAUGGCCGUGGCCAUGUCAAGUUCAUCCGCUGCUCUAACUGUGGCAAAUGCUGUCCUAAGGAUAAGUCAAUCAAGAGGUUUCUUGUGAGGAACAUUGUGGAGCAAGCUGCUGUCAGGGAUGUGCAGGAAGCCUGCGUCUACGACACUUACACCCUGCCUAAGCUGUAUGUGAAGAUGCAAUACUGUGUUUCAUGUGCGAUCCACUCUCACGUUGUAAGGGUCCGAUCCCGCACUGAUAGGAGGAAACGUGACCCACCCCAGCGGUUCAUCAGACGCAGGGAUGAUAUGCCAAAGCCUGGUCAACCUGGUCAAGCUCCUCGUCCUGGUUUUGCCAAUCCAGCUCGUGCUUAAGGCCCAUGAAGUUUAAGAUGGGUGUCUAUUUUAUUUUAUUUUUCUUUAAAUGACUGGUUGAAUUUUGAGAACUUAAGAGUUGUGUAUUAAGGUUUUGAUUGGUUAAAGUUUAAUCGCAUUUGACACAUUUUGUUUAUUUUGAAGCUUUGAAUGGUUGGAAUGCUAGUUUAAAUCCUAUAAUUUCUAUUUGGUUGCA
Molecule: messenger RNA, 716 nt
Organism: Durio zibethinus
Lineage: Eukaryota; Viridiplantae; Streptophyta; Magnoliopsida; Malvales; Malvaceae
Product: small ribosomal subunit protein eS26x-like
Biological process (GO): translation
Cellular component (GO): cytosolic small ribosomal subunit; ribosome
Molecular function (GO): mRNA binding; structural constituent of ribosome
Source: RefSeq, a predicted model, not a curated record